AGACAUUAACCGCGAUCGAUUAGUUUUCCUAGCGCGUUGCAUGAAGGGAUAGCGGGAUUUUCAAAUCCGUUUCCGCCUUGACUGGCGCCUGUUAGCCAUGGAGGGGCGAGUCAGUGCUGUAAACACCCCCGCUCACACGCGCUUAACACGGCGGAAGAGUUAUGGACGCAACUGUAUGGAGAGUCCGGUUGUGUUCUGGCAAACCCCAGGUCAUUUAACCACUCUCGGUACCAGGAUCCCCACCAGCAGAGGAGCUGCCAGAUCCCGCAAUAUCACUAGUAAAGUGGACCCAGAGCAAUUGGCCCUCCUGGUGAAGCAUGAGUGGAAGUUGGCGUACGUCACCCCGCUGUACCGAUUCCAGCACACGCAGCUCAAACUGUACUCUAAACACCUCACAGCUUUCAUCUUAGCUGAGAAGCAGCAAGGGGUCGCCAUUGAGGUGGGGCUGGAGGCAGGCUUUAAGGUGACUCUCUCCACCAUCCACGGAAUGGCAGAAACCGAGGAGGAUGCAGAAACCGUUUUCAUUCAGAUUCACUCCAAACCAACAUUUGGGGCAGACGCUCUAAAACCAGUGUGGCGCGGCUGGUUGACCUGCGUGAACGGAGAUGGCGAGUACCUGAGGUCACUGCCCCCUGAUUUUGUCAGCCUUCCUCUGUUCUGCAGCAGUGGCUCUGAAUCCCUCACGUCUCUCGUCAGGGUCUGGUUCGAGCGCACCUUUGACUGUAAUUUCGGCUCUCUGUUUCUGAACUCCACCACUCUGAACUGGCUGGCUGCCCUGUGGACCGGCUGCCAUCCCACCAGCAACAUCAGGUUUCUGAAGCUGAGCUGGACCAUGCCCACGCAGCCCUCGCUGGAUAUCAUGUACACGGUGAACCCGCAGGAUGCCUGGGAGCUGUGGAAUAGCAUUCACACCGAGGACAGUGCAGAAGGCAGAAUCCACAUUGACGAGGUGCAGCGGUUUAUGAACGGACUCGAGACUCACUUUUUCAGACAUUUUAAGAUCUACUUGUCAGCUGGGACACUCACGAAGGUCGCCACUUCCCUCGGUUCAGCGCAUCAUGAGGGCAAAAUCAAGAUCGGCAGCAGCGACUACAUCGACACCUUACUGACCCUGCUGACGGAGUGCGCCCUCCACAGAACACCGGUUUAAUUCCUCCCUUUCUGUUUCAUUUGUAAAUAUCUGCGUUUUUUUCUACUAAAUACGUGUGUAGCAGUCUCUCCCAUCUUGCACAAAUAUUGAAGCUGUAUUUAUUUACAUGUCUUUCAGACAUAAAGGUGUGCCUUUACAUGGAUUUUGGUUUUUACCUAGUGAUUUUUUUUUUUUCAGUCCAUGCACAUCAAAUUUCUCCAAAAUGAAUUUACAGCGUGUCUGUAAAUAGCCCAGGCUUUUUUUUUUUUUUUAUGCGAUAUUUACCACUUUCUGCUUUUUACAUCUGCACCUUGUGUAAAUUACUUGUAGUAUAAUGUACCCUGUCCAUAUCAUAGUGUGUAAAUAUCUCCGUCCUGCUCACAUCUGGCUCCGGCAAAACGACGACUCCUCUUUAAUCCAUUUGCAGUGAGAGAAAGUGACACGAUUUCAUUCUAUCAUUUGUAGGAAAUCUAAAUUGCAGACUAUUUUAUAAAUGUCUUUUAAUGGAUACCUUAAGUCAUUGUGUCUACUUUUGUUAUUGUCAUCUGCUCUUUUCCUGAAAUAAAUGGAAUAUAUAUAUAUAUAUACACAC
This is a messenger RNA of Hemibagrus wyckioides, 1721 nucleotides long. It is a transcript of the gene cenpl, whose product is annotated as centromere protein L. The transcript is spliced from 5 exons. NCBI's taxonomy places the organism in Eukaryota, Metazoa, Chordata, Actinopteri, Siluriformes, Bagridae. Bases 98 to 1150 code for a protein of 350 amino acids. The record is from RefSeq and is a predicted model, not a curated record.